AUGACCGCUCUUACCCGUAAAAAUGCUAAGUUUGUAUGGAUCGAACAAUGUGAGAGGAGUUUCCAAGAACUAAAGACGAGGUUGACCACCACCCUAGUGUUGACUAUCCCUAGUGGGACAGAGGGAUACCUGAUCUACACUGAUGCCUCAGGACAAGGACUAGGGACAGUACUGAUGCAACAUGGCAAGGUGAUAGCUUAUGCUUUUAGACAGCUAAAGAAUUACAAAAAGAACUACUCGACAAAGGCCAAUAAGGUGGCAGAUGCUCUGAGUCGGCAGCUGAUGGCGUACGUGAUGAAAGUGCGGGAAAUUCCUUUGGAACUGGAAGAUCAAACACGAGGUGAAGAUAUGCGAUCGAGAUUCCACAUAUUGGAAGAUGGAGUGUUAGGAUUUAAAGGUAGAAUUUAUGUUUCCGACGAUGCAGAGAUUAAGAAGCAAAUCUUCUAUAAGGCACACAAUGCCCCUUACGCAAUGCACCCACCAGCGCCAAAAAAUGUAUCAGGAUUUAAGGAAAUAUUUUUGGUGGGCGAAGAUGAAAAAGGAAGUAGCAGAAUACGUGGCUCAUUUCCUCACUUGCCAACAAACCAAGGUGGAGCACUAGUGACCAGCCGGGUUGCUGCAACCGCUAAAGAUUCCAGAAUGGAAGUGGGAAAUGAUCAUAAUGGAUUUUGUUACUGGACUGCCAAAUACUCCUAA
Messenger RNA from Humulus lupulus (European hop), 696 nucleotides. RefSeq lists its product as uncharacterized. The transcript has 3 exons. The coding region runs from base 1 to 696 and encodes 231 amino acids. The record is from RefSeq and is a predicted model, not a curated record. Lineage: Eukaryota; Viridiplantae; Streptophyta; Magnoliopsida; Rosales; Cannabaceae.